This is a messenger RNA of Phialemonium atrogriseum, 4054 nucleotides long. RefSeq lists its product as uncharacterized. The record is from RefSeq and is a predicted model, not a curated record. Bases 226 to 3873 code for a protein of 1215 amino acids. The transcript is spliced from 7 exons. Lineage: Eukaryota; Fungi; Ascomycota; Sordariomycetes; Cephalothecales; Cephalothecaceae.
UUCCGCAAACGGAAACAUUCUCACACUUUCGUAUUCCCUCAGUUGGUCUUUGUUGAAGCCCAGUAAUGCCAGCAUUGCCUCCAUGGCAUCUAUCUCCCCUUCUCUCUAUCCGGCCCAACUCGACGUUUAUUUCCACAGGUAUAUUAUUUACUUACACUAUCGUCCAAGUCGACCCGAGCUCUCCCAUGACCCAUCUCUGGCCGACAAUUGAUCUAUUGAGAAAACAUGAGCGCACCCGUAGCUGCCCUUGGGGAGCCUGCCCAGCAGUCCGAGGCCAAGGCCAGGUCAGGGUCCGAGUCGUCUGAAUUGUCGUGGUCGACCACGGACAGCGAGACAGACACUGACGUGGCCGACUGGAAGCAAGUCCCCUUCAGCUUCCUGCUCACCGAUAAUUUGAUAUUGGCGCUGAGGGCGCAGAAGAAGCUCACCCUGCCCAAAGAACUGCCUCCGCUGAGCCCUCGCGCUCCCUCGAAACUGAGCCUCUGGGGACAUUUCAAAUUCGUUGAGUACAUCCCGCCUUGGACACACCCGGACUGGAAAGAUGACUCCAUUAAGGGGAAAGACGGAGUGGCGGAGAAGAGACUCGAUACCGAUUACGGGGUGAGACGUCGACCUGCCCUGCUUCCGAAGGACGACCUGAAGAAUCCCAGCCCUUACGCUCGGCGUUGGGGCAUAUACCCUGGUCGGAAUGAUGGUCGGUCGAGGUUAUCUCCGACGGGUUCCACGACCAGACGCAUCGGAUUGCCGGAACCACUGGGGACGGAGGACAACCAACUGAAGUACUUUCUAACUGGGGAAGACUUGGCGAGGGAACUCGAGACGGAGGCCAGCAAGUUCGGAGUGCCAGUGAUGGAAUAUCUGGCCGCCCUAAGAUCAACCCCGAUGCCGGCUGAGGACGGGUCUGCCCUGGGUGAGCUGUACAGCAUGACCGAGGACGACAAGGACUUGCAGCGGAUAACUUUCUAUGACAUGACAACCGAUGAGAAAGUUGCCUAUGGGAUCCAUACUGUCGAAGAGCUUGACUUUGUGCAGUUCGAUAUUGCUGGACCCCUGCAUAGUCUCGUGUCGAGGCAGAGGUGGAUGUCUACUGUCGACCGUGGCAGCACGAAGACCGAGCCUAGGUACCUCUACAAUUUAUUCGGUCGGCGAGGAGAGUACAGUGCCGACGAUGAGCUUAUCUGGAUGGCUCUCCAGCCGGCUCUGCAGAUCGUCACCCAUGUCCUAAACACAAACCAUCCGUUCUGGAUUACCGUCAUGGACGUGUUCCAGAGGGAGAAAAUCAGCCACAGACGGAACCCGUUCGGCUCCUCAGGCCCGAAGCUGGUUUCUGUUUGGGAGUAUCUCAAAAAGCCCGCGAUGCCGGCUGAGGGCCAGACGUUGCAAGACGCCGGUUUCGACCUCAGCCGGGCGGCGGCGGAAUAUAUGAUGGAGCGCGUCGAAAUAACCAUUGGCAGCGCGUAUCGGACCACCGGCAGCGGAGCCGUAGAUCAGAUUUGGGGCGCUACCACCAUGAUGAACGACACCGAUGCGGCGAUGAGGACGAUUUUAAUUGAGAUUUGCGCCGAAUCGAUUUGGCCCUUGCUUGUUCCCACCUUCACUCAGGCCGAGAAAGCGGCCAUUUCUUUCACGGUGGCAUCGACACUUCUCCAUGAGCUUGCUCACGCGACCCACAUGGCAAUCAGGUGUUUGGUCGUGGAUCCAUUGAAUGAGUACAGGGACGUUGCCCAGUUGGAAGACCUGGACAUGCAAGUUCUGGCGGCCCUUGACAACGUGGGCAGGGAACUCCUGGGCGAUGUUACGGCGGAGCCGUACUGGGAGGACGAACCACGGGAUGAACUUGGAUAUGCUUUUGAGAAUCAGCUAUGGGGCGGCGUGAUUGUGAACCUCACCGAGCGAACCAACAGAAGUUUCGAGUUCAUUAAUCUCGAGGUUGGGCUCGAGACAUGGCCUGGCGCCCGGGCGGACCCGCACAGUCUAGGGGGGAGAGUUCUCGUCAAGCCGCCAUUGCCCGUGGACUCGAUGGUCACUCCUCUACCCGUACAAUCUUGGUCGAAACUGUUCACCAAGCACUUCUGGGAGCACAACUACAGGAAAUACGGUCACCGAGCACUGAAACUGGUCCCGGACAAGCCAGUGCCGACCGUGCUCAACCGCCACUACAAGCGCCUGAGGGACUUCAAGCGCAUCUUCGGCAAGGGUGAAGGGCACUGGCUGUACUAUGCACUGACGAAGCUCCAGUUGGUGGGCAGGGGAACCAUCCACACGUAUCUGCGCGAGCUUGUCAACGACAGGAUCGAGCACAUCUGGGUCAGGAAACGCUGGCAUCACGAUUGCCGGCUGUGGUCGUACCGCAACAAGAAGCUCUCCAAGCUGUUCGACGCAGCCGAAGACUGGUCGAGGGAGCUGGCGAAGCACUUCAAGCUAAUAAACGAGUCCGUCAUGGACAAGACCAAGUCGGUCAUGGACUACAACAACCGGGUCAUGGGCGCCAUGAUUGCCGGGGUCGCUGGCGUUGGACAGAUGCUGGAUAUGGCGACCUACACCAACAUGCUCCUCCAGCAGCUGGACGCGGACUUCAACAAGCUGAUCGCCGCCUACGAAGCCGUCCACCAGCACCUCCUCGUGGAGCUACAGCACAUCCAAAGCCUCGUUGUCGACUACGUCCAGCAGAAGCCAGAGGACAGGCAGACACUCUACGACCGAUACGGCAUCUAUUUCUAUGAGCAGAUCCGAGACACAUUCGAGGAUACCCUGGGGGAUGCACUCGGCCACCUUGACCGUCUGGCACAGCUCUUUAGCAACGCUGGCAGUCUUACGCCACAAAUCGAAGCCGACAUCAAAAGGGUACGCACCAGCCUGCAGAUCGACAAGAACCACUUCGCCCAGACCAAGGUCUACCUGCAGAGGGACUAUAUCCAACGCGUCGACGAAGGGUGGCGGGGUAGGUUCGCAACUGUGCCGUCGGGCCGCUACCAUCGGCGCACCAAGGCGAUGGAGAAGCUCGCGAUCCAGGAGAUGACGCAGUGCGAGGAGCCCGUCCAGAAAGUCAUCGAGAUGUUCGGCAGGAUCCUCAACAAGCAUACGGACUUGUUCAACACCGUGAACAAAAAUCAGGAAGACGCGCUGACUGCCAGCCUACAGAAGACGCUGCAGGCGAGCCGCGAGAGGCGUGUCAAGGCCGCCGGCUCCCCCGUGUGGGCCGCCCUCAACGAGGCCCUCGGCGUGCCCAAGGACAACGGCAUGAGAUUUGCCAAGCCGGUCUACCCGAAUCUUACGGAUCCAGUUGCGAUGAAUGUCGACACACCGCCUUGGACCCCUGCAGUGACAGCCGCCACGACACGGACCUCGACGCCCCAGCACCCCUUCGCCCGCACCGUCGCCUUCGGGGUCCCCAACAAGCCCGUCCCCAGCCCACCGGGCACGCCCCCGAGCGGCGCCGCCUCCAAGACCUUCACGCAGUACGCCGGCGCGUCGAGCCCCUUCCCGGUGCAGUGGCCGGGCGGCACCUCGGUCUUCGCCACCAACCCCUCGACCGCCCUGCCGCCGCCGCCGACCAGCGCGCCGCGCGUCGGCCUGGGGGGCGCGCCGGUCCCGCCGGGCUGGAAGCCCUUCGGGGACCCGUACAGCGUCACGGCCACCAUCUCCGAGGACCUCCAUGGCGCCGCCCUGGAUAUACCCCAUGUCGACCGGCUGUUUGGCGCCGAGGCGUUUAUGCGGGAGAGGGCGAGGAAUAUGGAGGCUGGGAGGGGGGCGGGAUCGUCGGGUGGGGCGGCGGGUACGGGGUCGGGGUCGGGGACGGGGGGAGGGUCGGCGGGGCCGGCUACGGGUGGGGGGUUUAAUCGUGCUUUUCCGAGUGGGACGGGGGACUUCUAGGUUUUGGUUUGGGUUUGGUUCUGUGUUAUUUGGUUCGUGUGGUUUGGGCUGCUGUGCGUUUUGGACGUGGCGAGGAGAUUGGUUGAGGGAAUGGGCUAUGUAGGGUUGCGACAUUUUGACUUUUGUCCUUGUUGUAUGUCAUGCUCGUUGGGUUUUGUAUUCGCAGAGUCGUGAAUUGAAG